Acanthosepion pharaonis is the source of this 504-nucleotide messenger RNA. NCBI's taxonomy places the organism in Eukaryota, Metazoa, Mollusca, Cephalopoda, Sepiida, Sepiidae. The record is from the annotation of a GenBank genome assembly.
AUGACUUUCUCUCUGGCAUUCCUUUUGAGUUCCACUACACCGCCAUGUCCUCCACCAGCACUUUCAACUGCUAGGCCAAAUCCCCCAAAACUAAGCACAGCCAAUCCUUCUGCCCUGCCACCUCCAACUACCAGUACCAAGAACUCUUUAAGCAGUCUUCAUGGUACUUAUAAUAUAGAUCAAGAUGGGAAAGUUAAGGAGGAGGAAGAGUUUCUUUUUCUCUUUAAGUUUCUUAAUUCCGUCUUCAGUUCCUUUCUUUCAUUCUUUAUUCUUCUAAUAAUCAUUCCUUUGUCCAUAAAUUCUUCACCUCAUUUCUUUCUUUCUUUCUUUUUAGUCACUUUUUUUUUUUUUUUUCUCAUUCCACCUAAAAAUUACCUCAACUCCAUUUCCCAGUCUGCUCCCUUACCAACUCCCCCCACAUUUCAAAGUAGCCCAGCAGUUAGACCGAGGGUUGGGGUUGAGCACAUAUUACAGAGAUUCUGUAAUAACGGUAGGACCUGGUAG